Nezara viridula (southern green stink bug) is the source of this 3089-nucleotide messenger RNA. The record is from the annotation of a GenBank genome assembly. Lineage: Eukaryota; Metazoa; Arthropoda; Insecta; Hemiptera; Pentatomidae.
AUGAAGAUACGAGUGCAGUGUGCGCCUUUCACUAGGAAGAGUUAUCCCUUCGGGCCCAUGAAGAAGCACAAGAAGAAGCCGCUCACGGAGGAAGUCAUGAGGUCGGCUUCGAUAAGACUUCGAUAUGGUGUGAAGAGUGUAAACAGAGAGAGUUCGGCACCCUACAAGCCCGUAAUCCCACGAGAGCUGGCACAGGACUUCCAGAGACCAGCGCGACUGGACAUCCUUCUGGAUAUGCCCCCCGCUUCCAGGGAAGCGCAAAUCAAACACGGAUGGAAUCCGGACGAUAGGUCACUUAACAUAUUUGUCAAAGACGAUGAUAAGUUGACUUUUCACCGCCAUCCCGUAGCACAGAGCACCGACUGCAUCAGAGGUAAGGUCGGUCUGAGUAAAGGACUCCACGUCUGGGAGGUGCACUGGUCGACGAGGCAAAGGGGAACCCAUGCAGUCGUCGGAGUCGCCACCCAGGACGCUCCUCUUCACAGCGUUGGCUACCAGAGCCUUGUUGGAAGUAACGAUCAGUCUUGGGGCUGGGACUUGGGUCGGAAUAAACUAUAUCACGACUCGAAAAAUAACGCAGGUGUUAUAUACCCUGCAACGCUUAAGCCUGAUGAAACAUUCAUCGUACCAGACAAAUUUUUAGUUGUAUUGGACAUGGAUGAAGGUACGCUAUCGUUUGUCGUCGACGGACAAUAUUUAGGUAUUGCCUUCCGAGGAUUGAAGGGAAGAAAGUUGUACCCGAUAGUGAGUGCUGUUUGGGGCCAUUGUGAAAUCACAAUGAAGUACAUUGGAGGCCUGGAUCCUGAGCCCUUGCCGCUGAUGGACCUCUGCAGGAGGGUGAUAAGGCAGCGAGUCGGAAAGCAGCAGCUGGAGGAGAGGAUCUCAGACCUGAACCUCCCCCACGCGAUGAACACCUACCUCCUCUACAAGGACAGGAGAUAACAUGUGGCGCAACCUGCACCAUCGUCGCAUCAACUACCUCAUCAACGCCCGCGCCGGCUCGCCUCACACCGUCGUCUCUCAAAGUGAUUUUAGUCGGACGCACAGUUUUCACUUCCAGGGACUUAUAUAUUUUACGAACAAGCGCUCUCGAAAGAGUCUAUUAUAUAUAUAUUAUGUAUAAUUAUUAUAAGACCGCGCGAUCUUCAUUUCUCAAAUAGUAUUUUUGUGUAUCUUAUGAAAAAAAACUUUUUAGCAUAAAUAUAAAUAUAUAUAUAUAUUAUAAAUAGUAAUUUGUAAGUAUCCAAUAAAUUGUUAAUUUUUAUUUAGGAUUUUUCAAUUUUUUUUGUUUCAAAAUGUUUUUAAAUUUUAUCGCUUCAUUUAUCACAAGACGGACAAUCCACAUCGGUGGAGCCUUAUGAACACUAUGUAUAUUAUGGUCCUUUCAGUGUUUCUUCUGAGGUGGUUUGCGUGCAAAAUAAUUGUGGUGUUGCAUGAAUUUUGUAUUUUGUAGUUUUGCUUUCAUUUUAAUUUAAUUUUACUUUUCUUUUGUUUAAACAACGUUCCUCAUUAAUUCUUGUGAUAAAUGAAAAUUUGUAUAUAUUAAAAAAAAAAAAAAUAAUAAUUUCAGUGCAAAACACCAGUUUUCUAGGGGCCUAGACUUUCCAAAGCUGGUUUCUUUGUUUUUUUUAAUUGUUUUUAAGUUUAAAAAUGUUCGGAGCUUUCGACAGUUCUUGUAUCUGGAUGUAUUUAUAAUGUAUGUAAAUUGUACUUAUUUACUUUUAAAUUGAUGUGUUAUGUUUGAAAUUUUCAGUUCGACAUUAUUAUGAUGUUUUCUUUCUUUUUGAAAAAAAAGUGAUGUUUUAAUAAUUGUUUUUAUAUUGAUCAGACCUGAAGAUAUCUGUAUGACAUUUUUUAAGAAUUUUUAUUUGAAAUAAAAAAAAAUGUUUGCAUUUUCUAUGUGAAAUAAAAUGAAAUUGUAUUGCUGAAGUGAAAAAAAAAAAAAAGAAAAAGGAAAAAGUGUUUAUAAUUUAAAAUGUACAUAUUGUUUGAAUGAAUGGCGCUCUUCUCUUUAUAUUUGUAUUAGGCACUAAUACCCGGAGUGAUUAGGUAAAGAGCUAAAUGCUUAUACUUAACUGUAUGUGCGGUUUUUAGAAUUUAGAAAUGCAAACAGCGACUGAGCAUAUUAAAUAUUUGCCCCUCCCCCCAUUCUUAUAUUAUAUAAAUGUAAAUCUGCAUAGUAAAAUAAAACGAAAAACUUAAAAAAAAAAAAAACAUUGUAAAUUAUGAAGAAAAUAAUGGCUCUUUAUAAAUAAUUUGUAGAUUUAUUUUUUAAUUUAAAGCUAUUGCUUGUUAAUGAUUUUAUGCAUUGUAUCAUCGCAAAGUAAAAAAAAACACUUGUAAAAGUAUAUGUUUUAUCUUAUUGAAAAAGGAAUUGCUAUUAUUCAUUACCAACAUGUAUGUAUAUAUAUAUAAAUAAAUAUAUAUUUACAUACAGAUACAUACUAAGAAAAUAUUUGUGAUAAAGCGAUAUCAAUGAUCCAGUUGAGUCUAAGGAGUGUUAAUAUUUUUCCGUGAUAAAAUUUGCACCAACCCGGCAUGUUUCGACUGGAAAUGUUAAACAUUUAACUAAGAAGGUUUGACGUGAUUAUUACAUUUUUAUAUAUAUAUAUCUAUAGUUGGUGCAUUUUUUAUAGAGGCAAUUGUUCCUUUGAUAUUGUAUCUAAGUCAUAUAUUAAAGAAGUCAUUUAAGUCAUACCGUGCACUACAGUACCAAGCACGGGCUAGUUUCAACUUCUAUAGAAUCAGAAAUACCCAUUUAUAUCGUCUGUAACCACAUAUAUAUAUAUAUAUAUAUAUAUAUAUAUAUAUAUAUAUAUAUAUAUAUAUAUAUAAAAUUAUAAAAUACCGACAAGCAGUCAGCUGUAAUUUUGUACUAUGUUGAAUAAGAAUUGUUUUUGUCAAAGCAAAGUGUUCUGUUUUUUAUUUUUUUAAUAUAAUUUUUUUUAAAAUAUCGUUUCUAAAAAUUUAAUGAGCAAGACUUAUAAAGCACAACUUUUAAAUGAGAGGGUACUUUGCUUUGGAAAAAGCAAUCUAUGUAUAAAUUUUGAUGUUUGUAGCAAAAUACUUAUAAAACGUGAUUCAUAAAA